Messenger RNA from Darwinula stevensoni, 415 nucleotides. Lineage: Eukaryota; Metazoa; Arthropoda; Ostracoda; Podocopida; Darwinulidae. The record is from the annotation of a GenBank genome assembly.
AUUUGUUCCUCAAUGGAUAGGUGCAAGCAAGUGAGUGAAAAUCUGGUAAACCUGGGGGAGUUUGGAUUAGUUUGUGAGAAGAAACUGGAAUAAGCUGGGGGAUGAAAUGGAAAAGAUCCUCAAGGAGGAACUUGGAACCAAGACCCUGAAGCCCACAGGACAGGGUGGAGGCGGAUGCAUCAACGAAGGUGAAGCCUAUCACACGGACCAGGGGCUUGUUUUUGUCAAGCGAAAUGCCAAGUCGGAGGCCCUUCGGAUGUUCGAGGGAGAAUAUGAGAGUCUGAAGGCCAUGGAAGCAACGCAUACGAUUCGAGUCCCUCACCCCAUCAAGGCCAUCAAGAACCCCAAAGGUGGAGCCGUCUUGGUCAUGGAGUAUCUCGACAUGAACGGCGGAUCGCAUCAUUCCUCGGAACUG